UGGAGAGAAUUCAUCAAAGUCCCAACCAUGGCCUCGCCCGCCAGUGCCUCGGCGGUGACGGGAGUGCCAAGUCGCUCUUCUCCUCUGCUCUUCUGCGUUCCUCGUGCUGGCACUAACGAUGAACGGGACUGACUCGUACGCGAUGGCGAGCGCACAGUUCACCGUACCCGAUUACGCGGUGUUCGUGCUCAUGCUGGUGGUAUCUGUUGCCAUCGGAGUGCACAGUGCUGUCAGGGGCGGUGGCAGCUCUUCCACCCAACAGUAUCUGUUGGGAGGGCGGCGCAUGUCCCCCAUCCCCGUCGCCAUUUCCCUCCUUGGUGGCAUCAUUUCUGCAAUUUCCAUAUUAGGAAACGCAACGGAGAUGUAUUACUUUGGCACGCAGUUAUCUGUGAACCUGCUGGGCUGUGUGUUGGGCACCAUCAUCACUCAGUGGUUAAUUCUGCCACUCAUUUACCCACUACAAAUUGUAUCCAUCAAUGAGUACAUCGAGAGGCGAUUCAAGUCUUCCAAACUUAGGAAAAUGGCCACGUCUUGCCAGCUCUUACAGUACUCAAUUUAUAUGGGUAUCUGCCUGUACGCCCCUGCACUCACCCUGUCCACUGUCACUAGUCUUCCUACCUGGGCUUCCGUCGUCAGUAUGGGUGUUAUCUGCACCUUCUAUAUCACAAUUGGCGGCGUCAAAGCAGUGGUGUACACAGACGUGGUACAGACUCUGCUCAUGUUCUUUGGCGUGUUGGUGGUGGUGAUAAUAUGCUGUAUACGAUUAGGCGGCCUUGAUGAGGUGUGGACUAUAUCUGACCAGGGACACCGUAUUGAAUUCUUCAACCCGAGUCCCUUUGAGCGCCAUACCUUCUGGACAUCGAUAGCACAUGGAAUCUACCUCAUAGUCGCCUAUGUUGGCCUCAACCAGCAGACAUACCAGAGAUUUGCAUCCGUCGAGACCUUAACAAUAUCGCUAAGGUUGUGCACCUUCUUCCUGUUCGGACUAUGGGUCUUGUGGGUGCUGUUCUACUUCUCCGGCCUGGUCGCCUACGCCACCUACAGCACCUGCGACCCACUCACAGCCGGAAGCAUCGAGAAGCCCGACCAGAUCAUCCCUUAUCUCGUGGUUGAUAAGCUGGGGCACAUCAGGGGCCUCCCGGGCCUCUUUGUGGCUGCGGUGUACGGCGGCGUCCUCAGUUCCCUCUCGUCGACGGCCAAUUCGAUCGCAUGUGUGAUAUGGGAAGAUUUUUUAAAGCAUCGGGAAUACUUCAAAGGCAUAAGUGACCGCAGUGCCACUAACGUCAUUAAAAUGUUGUCUGUGGCGACGGGGCUGCUGGCCAUCGCGCUCGGACUGCUGGCGGGCAACCUGGGCUCGAUCUUCCAGAUGACCCAGACCGUCCUGGGCGCCAUCUCGGGCCCUCUCAUCGGCAUCUUCAUCUCCGGCAUAUGCGUGCCCUGGGCCAACGCCAAGGGAGCAGCAGUCGGGUUCAUUGCUUCGUUCCUUUCCUGUCUGACGCUGUUGGGCCUCAACACCACGGCAUUCGACUACGAGACUGACGUCACCACACCCUACUUGGAGCAUGACUUCACCACCAUCGAACCUGACAUGCAGGAAGAAUCCAAAAGCAUUUACGACAUCUCCUAUUGCUAUAAUGGAACGAUUGGCAUUCUUCUCACGGUCAUUAUCUGCAGCUUCGUCUCUCUCUGCACAGGCCCCAUGAAGCCCGACGAAAUAAACCACUUGGUGAGCCCGUCCGCCGCCUCGCUCUACCGCCGCUUCUGGAAGUACCGCGAAGGGAGGCAGUACACCGAGCGCGACAGGAAGGAUGAAGAUGAGGAUGUGGGGAUAUCGAUGGUUGUUAAGAGUUGAAGACGCACCCUCUUCCCUUUAUAGGAUCUCCUUGUAUUUUAUGUAGGCUGAGAUGAAGUGUUUGCGGGACUUUGGUGUGUACGAACAUCAUAACAUCAGUCAGCAAGAAACCGGUUCUGUGCAGUUCCAGUUAUUGCAGCAACAACCACCUAAUCUAUAAGUCUACAUAG
Molecule: messenger RNA, 2022 nt
Organism: Penaeus monodon (black tiger shrimp)
Lineage: Eukaryota; Metazoa; Arthropoda; Malacostraca; Decapoda; Penaeidae
Product: sodium-coupled monocarboxylate transporter 1-like
Biological process (GO): transmembrane transport; sodium ion transport
Cellular component (GO): membrane
Molecular function (GO): symporter activity
Source: RefSeq, a predicted model, not a curated record